Molecule: messenger RNA, 4018 nt
Organism: Chrysochloris asiatica (Cape golden mole)
Lineage: Eukaryota; Metazoa; Chordata; Mammalia; Afrosoricida; Chrysochloridae
Gene: TTC21B
Product: tetratricopeptide repeat domain 21B
Exons: 29
Coding region: 1-3951 (1316 amino acids)
Biological process (GO): intraciliary retrograde transport; protein localization to cilium
Cellular component (GO): intraciliary transport particle A
Molecular function (GO): identical protein binding
Source: RefSeq, a predicted model, not a curated record
AUGGACUCGCUGGGGCUCCAGACUUUGAUUAAUUACUAUUGUCAAGAGAGGUAUUUCCAUCAUGUGCUGAUUGUUGCCAGUGAAGGAAUUAAGAGAUAUGGCAGUGACCCGGUCUUCAGGUUUUACCAUGCCUAUGGCAUACUCAUGGAAGGUAAAAUUCAAGAAGCUCUUCGAGAAUUUGAAGCUAUUAAAAAUAAACAAGAUGUAUCACUUUCUUCUCUAAUUGCAUUAAUAUAUGCCCAUAAAAUGAGUCCUAAUCCAGAUAGAGAAGCUAUUCUGGAAUCUGAUGCCAGAGUGAAGGAGCAGCGCAGAGGAGCUGGACAGAAGGCUUUGUAUCAUGCAGGUCUGUUUCUGUGGCACAUUGGUCGUCACGAGAAAGCUAGAGAAUAUAUUGACAGAAUGAUCAAAAUGUCAAGUGGUGAUAAAGAGGGACAGGUUUUAAGAGCAUGGCUUGAUAUUACAAGAGGAAAAGAACCUUAUGCUAAAAAAGCAUUACGGUAUUUUGAAGAGGGAUUACAACAUGGAAAUGAUAUUUUUGCUCUCCUGGGUAAGGCACAAUGCCUUGAGAUGCGUCAGAAUUAUUCAGGUGCUUUGGAGACUAUAAACCAGAUAAUUGUGAACUUUCCAAGCUUCCUCCCUGCUUUUGUAAAGAAAAUGAAAUUGCAACUAGCCUUGCAGGAUUGGGACCAGACAGUUGAGACAGCACAAAGGUUAAUGCUACAAGAUAAUCAAAAUGUGGAUGCAUUAAGAAUGCUGGCUCUUUACUAUUUGUGUAGGGAGGGAGAUAUAGAAAAGGCCAUCUCCAAACUGGAAAACUUAGGAAGUACACUGGAGGCCAUGGAACCACAGAAUGCUCAACUUUUUUAUAAGAUCACGAUAGCCUUCAGCAGAACUUGUGGACGUAAUCAACUGAUUCUUCAGAAGAUUCAAAUGUUAUUAGAAAAAGCUUUUAGUUUAACCCCUCAUCAUUCAGAAUUUGCUACAGAACUUGGAUACCAAAUGAUUUUACAAGGCAAAGUGAAAGAAGCAUUACACUGGUAUAAGACUGCAAUGACACUCGAUGAGACCAGUGUUUCUGCACUAAUUGGAUUUAUCCGAUGUCAACUAAUGGAAGGGCAAGUGCAGGAUGCAGAUCAGCAGCUAGAAUUCCUUAGUGAAAUUCAGCAAUCUAUUGGAAAAUCUGCGGAAUUAACUUAUUUGCAUGCAGUUCUAGCAAUGAAGAAAAAUAAGCGGCAAGAUGAAGUUACUAAUUUAUUACAUGAUGUCCUGGAUAUUCAUUUUUCACAUUUGGAAGAUUUACCACUUGGCAUCCAGUAUUUUGAGAAGUUAAAUCCUGAUUUCUUACUAGAAAUUAUUACAGAAUAUCUGAAUUUCUGCCCAAUGCAGCCUGCAAAUCCUGGACAACCUCUUUCUCCAUUUCUCAGACGUUGUACCUCAGUCCUGGAGACUAUUGUGAGAACUGUACCAGGUCUUUUGCAAGCUGUUUUUCUAAUAGCAAAAGUGAAAUAUUUAUCAGGUGAUAUUGAAGCAGCUUGUAGUAACCUUCAGCAUUGCUUGGAACACAAUUCCUCUUAUGCAGAUGCUCAUCUCCUGAUGGCUCAAGUGUAUUUGUCUCAAGAAAAAUUCAAAUUGUGUUCGCAGUCUCUUGAACUUUGUUUGAGCUAUAAUUUUAAGGUGAGACAAUAUCCUUUAUAUCAUUUGGUAAAAGCCCAGUCACAGAAGAAAAUGGGAGAAAUAGCAGAAGCAAUUAAAACUCUGCAUAUGGCAAUGAGCUUACCAGGAAUAAGGAGAAAUAUUGCUUCCUCAAAAUUUAAAUGCCAAAAAAUUGAAGUUGAUACAAGCCAUCGUUUAUCAAUCUUUCUUGAGUUGGUAGAGGUUCACUGCUUAAAUGGAGAACAGCAUGAGGCGGCAAAAGUUUUACAAGAUGCCAUCCAUGAAUUUUCUGGAACAUCUGAAGAAUUGCGUGUUACUAUUGCUAACGCAGACCUAGCUCUCACCCAAGGAGAUAUUGAGAGAGCUUUAAGCAUGCUUCGAAAUGUUACAGCCGAACAGCCUUAUUUUAUAGAUGUUAAAGAAAAAAUGGCAGAUAUUUACCUCAAGUACAGAAAAGAGAAAAUGUUAUAUAUCACUUGUUACAGAGAAAUUGCUGAGAGAAUACCCUGCCCACGUUCCUUUCUUCUCCUUGGUGAUGCAUACAUGAAUAUUCAAGAGCCUGAGGAAGCCAUAAUAGCAUAUGAACAAGCACUAAAUCAGAACCCAAAAGAUGGAACUUUGGCAAGCAAAAUUGGGAAGGCUCUUGUCAAAACUCACAACUAUUCAAAGGCAAUCACUUAUUACGAAGCUGCUCUGAAAAGUGGACAACAGAAUUGUCUUUGCUAUGACCUAGCUGAACUUUUGUUAAAAUUGAAAUGGUAUGAUAAAGCAGAAAAAGUUCUUCAACAUGCUUUGGCUCACGAACCUGUAAAUGAACUGUCGACUCUCAUGGAGGAUGGACGUGCUCAAGUUCUUUUAGCAAAAGUUUAUAGCAAAAUGGAAAGACCUGCUGAUGCAGUCACCUCAUUGCAACAGGCUCGAGAAUUACAGGCGCGAGUGCUGAAACGUGUUCAGAUGGAACAGCCAGAUGCAGUCCCUGCACAGAAACAUUUAGCAGCUGAAAUUUGUGCAGAGAUUGCAAAACAUUCUGUUGCUCAGCAAGACUAUGAAAAUGCAAUUAAGUUUUAUAAAGAAGCUCUUGUUCAUUGUGACACUGAUAAUAAGAUAAUGUUGGAACUGGCACGGUUAUACCUGGCACAGGAUGACCCUGAUACCUGCCUGAGGCACUGUGCUCUGCUUCUCCAGAGUGACCAGGACAAUGAAGCUGCUCCCAUGAUGAUGGCUGAUCUCCUGUUCAGAAAACAGGACUAUGAACAAGCAGUGUUUCAUUUGCAGCAGCUUUUAGAACGCAAGCCAGAUAACUACAUGACGUUAUCUCGUUUAAUUGAUCUCUUAAGAAGAUGCGGAAAACUGGAAGAUGUUCCAAGAUUUUUCUUAAUGGCUGAGAAACAUAACCCUUCAACAAAAUCUGAGCCUGGAUUUCACUACUGUAAAGGCCUGCAUCUUUGGUAUACUGGAGAACCAAAUGAUGCCCUUCGGCAUUUUAAUAAAGCUCGGAAAGAUAGUGACUGGGGCCAAAAUGCCCUUUACAACAUGAUAGAAAUCUGUUUGAAUCCAGAUAAUGAGACUAUUGGAGGGGAAGUGUUUGAAAAUCUGGAUGGAGACUUGGGCAACUCAACUGAGAAGCAAGAGUCUGUGCAGUUUGCAGUGAGAACAGCAGAAAAACUCCUCAAAGAACUAAAACCUCAGACUAUUCAGGGUCAUGUCCAGCUUCGCAUUAUGGAAAACUAUUGCCUAAUGGCAACCAAACAGAAAUCUAAUGUUGAGCAAGCAUUAAAUACCUUCACUGAAAUUGCAACAUCUGAGAAAGAUCAUAUUCCAGCACUUUUGGGAAUGGCAACAGCUUAUAUGAUCUUGAAACAGACGCCAAGAGCCAGAAAUCAGUUAAAGCGGAUUGCAAAAAUGAAUUGGAAUUCUGUCGAUGCUGAGGAGUUUGAGAAGAGUUGGCUGCUACUUGCUGAUAUUUAUAUUCAGUCAGCAAAAUAUGACAUGGCAGAGGAGCUGUUAAAACGGUGCCUGCGUCAUAAUAGGUCUUGCUGCAAAGCUUAUGAAUAUAUGGGGUACAUUAUGGAGAAAGAGCAAGCAUAUUCAGAUGCUGCCUUAAACUAUGAGAUGGCAUGGAAAUUUGGCAAUCAGACAAAUCCAGCAGUAGGAUACAAACUGGCAUUUAACUAUUUAAAAGGGAAAAAAUACGUGGAUGCGAUUGAUGUAUGUCACCAGGUUCUUGAAGCACAUCCAACUUAUCCAAAAAUCAGAAAGGAUAUACUUGAUAAAGCCCGUGCAUCCCUAAGACCUUGAGUACUUAAUUUGUUGGUUACACAGGAAAUGAAUCUGGUUUUUAGCUCUUCCAGUUCAAACCAAGGUU